Molecule: messenger RNA, 533 nt
Organism: Prorocentrum cordatum
Lineage: Eukaryota; Dinophyceae; Prorocentrales; Prorocentraceae
Source: the annotation of a GenBank genome assembly
GCCCCCCGCCCGUGUACCGUACCGGCCCCGGCGUCGGGCCCAUGGCGCCCAUGGGCCUCGGCGCCGCUCUCGCCGUGGCGCUGCCGCAGGCGCUGCUGGGGCUGAGCCACGGCUCCGUCGCGCAGACGGGCAUCGUGGAGAAGCCAGACCUGUUUGCUCCUCUGACGAGGGCCUCCAGCUUCGAGGGCUUCCAGCGGCACACGGCCCAGGUGACCAGCGACUGCCCCGAGCCCUGUGCGGCGCAGGCCGCUGCCGGCGCCGCCGGCAGGUACAGGUUCCGCGAGGAGCGCGCCGGCAGGGUGGACGUCGCCCAGUGCGCCGCCGAUUUCCCGGAUUUUUUGGUGUAUCUGGAGCGGGCCUGGGGGGACAGGAAGGCGUCCGCCGAGGACCUGCACAGGGAGCCGGAGACGAAGUUCGGCGGCGGCCGCAUGGGGGUAGCGCUGGAGCUUCGCCCCAAUGGGAACGUGCGGCUGAACAUGUUCCAGAGCUGGAGAGGCUCGGGGGGAAUGUCUCGCUGUACUGGCGCUUCAUGA